Molecule: messenger RNA, 582 nt
Organism: Symbiodinium natans
Lineage: Eukaryota; Dinophyceae; Suessiales; Symbiodiniaceae
Source: the annotation of a GenBank genome assembly
AUGCUUGCUGCCGCGCCUCAGCGUGUUUGCUCUUUCUUAGCUGCCUUAGCUUUGUCCGCACGCUGCCCCCUCGAGUUUCCACGAAUGACGUUGUGGAUCUUGCUUUCAUGCCUCUCGGUACUCAUCCACGGUAACGAUGAGCUCUGUGAAACAACAGGAGAUGCUUCUACGCUGCUCCAGCACGAUGUGAACCGUUCCCGUCAGCAAGGUGCCUGGCAGGACUAUUGCGACAACUUGGCUCUUUCCAUGCGCAGCGCCACGAUCUUCGGAGGAAACUCUAAUAUCUGGUGCACUACAGGCGAUACUCCGAAAUCCGAGGAGAUGGGUGUCCUCUCCCAGUACGUUGAAGACUUCGAUGCAUCUAGGUUGUUCGGGCUGACAAUCAAUGGGAAGCCGUACAUGGUUAUUGCGGCCGACCGUGAGCACAUCGCUGGCAAGGCCAAGGGGGGAGGAGGCGGUUGCUUCAUCUCUUGGAGCACUGCAGCAAUUGUCCUCGGCAAUUAUGAUGAGGGGGAAUCGCCGGCCGAUUGCCGCGAGAAGGUGAAGUACAUGGCCGACUUCUUGAUGAGCAGCGGGUACUGA